UAAAAGGGGAGUGGCUCAGUUGCUGCUGAGCUCAGUUUUGAUCGAGUGUGCGAUCCUCUUUCUCUAAGAUCUAAUUGCCGGAAUCUAGAUGAUCUGUUGCUCUGUUGCAGUUCAGUAUGAGUGGAAAUGUUCUUCUGGUGAAAAACAGGAGUCAAGUAAAAGGAAUAAGGAACCUUCUUGAGGGGUCUGGUUACUAUGACAGAUCCCGUUGCAUUCAGCAUAUCAACUCUACAAUUUCUGGGAACUCAGACAAUUAUUUUGCAAUCCCCAUCACAACCGCGUGCAUCGCACACCUCAACCAGCUGGCAACCCUCCCCAUACCUUAUACUGACUGUAUUGUAGCACACGCCCAACUCCCUCUCUCUAAGAAAGCAAGAGCCAAGUUGCAGACGCCUUAUCAAGUUCUCCGAGAAGCUGUUAAAAGUUUUCUCAUCGACACACAACAAUGCACCGUUGAGGACAUUGAAACUCUGUUAAAGGACGUACCAAGAUCGUGGGAAAGACAUGGCGACUUGAUUGCCUUGCCAGAGGACUCGUUCAGCGACUCAAGAUGGCAAAAACAUUUGCAAUUGGUGAACGUAGAAAUCCAUAAACCCAUUAGUGAAGAAAUGCUGUUUGAGCAAAAUCCACAACCAGGUGAUGAUGGUGGUAUAACUAUGAAGGCAGGAACAGAGGGCACAACACGCUCCCUGCUAAAUGUGAUAGCUGUUGCUCUCAACUGCAGAAGACUUGCUAUCGACAGAAGUAUAUCAUGUGACUCUUAUCGGAGCUCGGGUGCAUUGCUGUUGCUAGGAGACGACGGAUGUGUGGAGCACGUGGACAAUGGUGUACGUUACGUGUUUGAUGUCACCAAGUGUAUGUUCUCCUCUGGUAAUAUAAGUGAGAAGUUACGAGUGGCCAACUUUAAUUGUAAAGGAGAGACAGUUGUUGAUUUGUAUGCUGGUAUUGGCUACUUCACCUUGCCCUACUUGGUACACACUGGCGCAGCUGUGGUACAUGCUUGUGAGUGGAACAGUCAUGCUGUGGAGGCUUUGGAGCGAGGUUUGCGUGCUAACAACGUCCACGACAAAUGUGUUAUUCACCAUGGAAACAAUCAAAAGGUGGCUCCAGUGGGUGUGGCUGACCGUGUAAACUUGGGACUGGUGCCGAGCAGUGAAGGAGGAUGGGCUGUAGCGUGUAGAGCACUCAGGCAAGACACUGGGGGAUGGAUGCACGUUCACGGUAACGUCUCGUCAAAAUUCAAAAUUGGAAGUUUGAGCAAACAAUCUAGCGAUGAUACUGGUAGUGAGAGCAAUCCAUGGGAAAAGACAUCUGUCAAAGCUAGCAAGAGAGUGUCUGAUGAAUGCAUUUGUAAGAACUCGUAUGUAAAACUGAAAGAGCAAUCAUUAUCUGCUACAAGCAUCGGUCAAGGAGAAGUACUCUGUGUUUGUGAUCAUCAGCAAAUGAAUGAAACAACAUCAGGCCAAGAAAAAAUCGGGAAAAAAUCGAAGCCAUUAAGUGAUGGUGAAACUGCUUGCAAAUCUAGAGCAAUGUCUCCUCAAGAAGUGUCAACUGAUACAAGCCAAGACGGAACCACAAUCCACACAGAACACUUAACUUCUUGUAGCAGAGUAUUUCACGAAUCCAAGGCCCCUAUGAAACGAGAAUUGUGGGAGGGAUGGGCUCGCCAUGUGGCUGGAGAUAUGUUAGAGUUGCUAAGAGCGCAAACCCCUGUUGGUGGGAAAGAUUGGAAGGUCACUGUGGGACACUUAGAGCACGUUAAAUCUUAUGCUCCUCAUGUUGAUCACAUUGUUGUGGACCUUGAGUGUAGACCAACUAUAUAAUCCUGCUUACAGCAGUAAUCAAAACUGUUGACUACAUGUAUAAUAAAUAUGCUAUUUUAUGGAAUUCAAUCAAAUCUGACACACAAAAUUGACAUGCAAACAUCAUC
Messenger RNA from Halichondria panicea, 1930 nucleotides. RefSeq names its product tRNA wybutosine-synthesizing protein 2 homolog. NCBI's taxonomy places the organism in Eukaryota, Metazoa, Porifera, Demospongiae, Suberitida, Halichondriidae. The transcript has 3 exons. Gene Ontology annotation, biological process: tRNA methylation; wybutosine biosynthetic process. Gene Ontology annotation, cellular component: cytoplasm. The coding region runs from base 117 to 1823 and encodes 568 amino acids. Gene Ontology annotation, molecular function: tRNA methyltransferase activity. The record is from RefSeq and is a predicted model, not a curated record.